AUGGCUAACAUGCAGCAGGAGUACCCGGGGAUCCUCCUGGGGAUCCUAGAGGAACUGGCCAAUAUGCGCCAGUGGCUAACAUUCCAAGACCUUUGUCGCAUGGUCAGCACCCGCUUUGACUUAGAGCACCUCGUGGAGCUCAGGAGUUUGCUGUUUGCCGCUGCCAGCAGGGACCCCUGUUUUCCAGCCACUUUGUUCAGGGACAGGGUUGCCUCCAGAGGCCAGGGGCUUUCACCCAUAGGGGUCGCUGCAGAUAUAGUAACUAUCUUCAAUCUCAUUCAGAUGACAGGUGGGGUCUCCAACGACAUCCAUCCAAUGAGAGCCCAGACAGUCCUCCCUGUUGACCAGUCUCCAGGCCCUAGUCUGCCUGGACUCCACCCACCGAACAUUUCCGGUCGAGCAAGAGCACGUAUACAGUCUGACUCUAGUGGAAGACCAAUCGACCAGCACUUGCUGAAUCCCAAAUCAAAUUACUCUGCACGCAAGCGAGCGAGUCUUCCCCCGGAUCCCCUCUCAUUUGUGUCGUCCCCUCCCAUCAGGACAAGGGCUGUCUCUUUUGAUUUGCCUCAUACUAUACAUUCGUACACUACCGGUCGAAUUCCCAACGAGGUUAUGAAGAAUAUCUACCUACCUUUGGAGACGGAUAGUGAAUCUAGUGGAGAGUCUGCUCCAAUGGAGGUGUUUGAAGCCGAACAGGAGUCAGCAGUUGACCAGAAGAGAAACAUCUUCAGGAAGGACUUCCACAACCAGCCACCUCUAAUACCACAGGUGACUGUGAGCAGCGAGUCUCCCAGUCCCAAAAUGGGACACGCAGGCUUUGGCAAUCGCGGCUUUGAAGCGAUCCCAAAUCCUUAUCCAUCACCUAUGAUCGUACACCAGUCGCCGGAGCAGCGCUCAAACGCUAAACAUGAGAGCUUUGAUGAUCUGCAGGACUCAACUUAUUUUGGACCUGGAUCAGAGCCGUCCCCCAGCCGUCUUCCUCUACCACCCAGGAACAAAAGGCCCAUCUGGAGUAAUAAGAGCCACAGUCUAGAGGACCGGAUAGGUAUGGGCAGCAUUGAUGUGGGAAUGGAAUCACAAGCAGGACAACUUCCAAGGCGAUCGACCCCGGCUAUCAGCAUUUUAGGGGGGUCUUCAGGAGGUGAGAGCGAGGACAGUGGAUUGCCAAGUGGAGGGGAUGGAGUGCAAGCUCGAGGAACACAAACAGACCUGCCAGACGCACGGAGACUCCGCAGCCUGGUUCACGCUGAUCGUCUCUCCUUCAUGACCUCAUUAGAUGACCCUGAGUUUGGUGAAGAUGAUAUCAGUGCUAUUUUUCGAUUCUUAGAUGACAUAAGUAUGUGUGGUUCCACAGGGGUCCUGCACCCGAGUGAUGGCCCACUUAACCAGGACACCCCAGAGGCCAGACGUGGCCGCCUUGGUCAGCUCCAGAGGCUCUUCCAUUCUCUGGAGAGCAGUGACGAUGGGCUUAAGACCAGUGUCUGUAAGCUGCUGCUUCGUAUGAGUCAGAUAGAAAGACAGCUGGAGUCUCUGAAUGAUGUGAAGGCAGAGAUUUCUCAGGUCCUCUCUGCUUUGCAGCGACUAGAUGAAAAGAUCCAGCAGCCUAUCGUUGGCGGCGGCCAAGGCAUUGGCACUAGAUGGCUGGAGCCUCUCAGUGGUGUCUCCUCUUUUAUCAGCCACCCCGUCACACCUUCUGAGUCAUCGGAGCCUCAGCCUCUGUCUGCAUCUGGGCAUCUGUUUCCAGGGACCAGCACAAGCAGUCUGGACUGGAGCCGAUGGAACACCCCUGUGGAUCAACCAGAAAGCGUCAAAGGUAAAGCAGACUCUAAAGAUGCGAAAGAAGGGAAAAAGGAUGCAUCAUCUCGCCGUGCCUCCAAAACCCAGUCCGAGGAAAAAAGUCUCUCUGAUAUCAAACAGCUGAAUGUUUCUAACUCUGCAAGAGACUGGACAGUGUCUUUCUCCAAAAAUAAAGAUGGCAAAGAAUUGCAACGAAAAAUUGGACAGGCUGAUCAGUCAGACAGCACCACUAACCUACUCUCCCAGAAGUCCACCAGCAUGGUGGAACAAGUGUUUAACUCCUCCCUGUUCCAUCACAAGGACAGCAGUCUGACGCGAGGGCUCUCCUCUGGGAAGGUCAUCGACCCCAGACUGGCUGAAGGAAGAGGAAGACCCAUAUGGACUGUAGAUGACAGAGAGGCACGGAUCUCCCCUUUGGACCUACAGGCUCAGGAGUCUUUAAACCCCAACAACAUGGAGUUCUGGAUGGAAGACAUCUACACUCCGGGCUACGAUGCUCUGCUCAGGCGUAAAGAAGCUAACCUCCGUCGGCUCAAGGCCUGCAAACUGGUCGCCCUCAUUACCAUUGUGGUGGCUAUCAUCCUUAUCAUCGUCAUUCCCAUUUGCACAGUGGGCUCAUGAAAAACCCCACAGAAAAUCCAUCUGUCCUCAUCGGACUUAUCUGUUCAUGUCUUGUCAGCAGCGAUGUGGUGUACCCAGGAUCUGAAACGCUUUCUCAUGGAGAGAGGGACUGUGACUUACUGAACUCCUUACAUCUGUCCGCAUGAUGCACCAUUGUCCGUAACUUCAGAAAAACGGGAGGAUUUGAACCAUAAAUCAUUCUCUAAUACAGCUACAAGAGGCUGUAAAGUGUCUUCCAUUACAAGAGUAUUUCCAAGAUCUGCUGUGAUUUUAUUUCAUGGUGUAUGUUCUUAAUCUUCAGGUGACCACAGAAAUAAGGGAUUAAUGCCAAGCUUUUAAGUUUAUUUUACGUUUUUAAAAUAACUAUGACAACAUAUGUUGAAACUAGUACUACUGAGCCAAUGAAGUGUCAAUUUCUUAUUACUUUCUUGUCAUGUCUGCACUUUUCUGAUAAGCAACACUGUCAAGUAUAUGCAUCGAGCACUGCCUGACUUGAUCUUGCUGUUCCCUUUAUAACCAUACAGGGCUUUUUUCACUUCUAUGUAAGGGACAUUUUAUCAAUAGACGAGGAUUUAGAUAAUUCAUUAAGAGAAUUGAAUUGUGUGGACAAUGGUGUUUAAUUUCUUUUUGCUUGAAUGUUCUUAAA
Molecule: messenger RNA, 3064 nt
Organism: Cololabis saira (Pacific saury)
Lineage: Eukaryota; Metazoa; Chordata; Actinopteri; Beloniformes; Belonidae
Product: major intrinsically disordered Notch2-binding receptor 1-like
Exons: 3
Coding region: 1-2418 (805 amino acids)
Biological process (GO): negative regulation of cell population proliferation; negative regulation of TOR signaling
Cellular component (GO): plasma membrane
Source: RefSeq, a predicted model, not a curated record